AAAACGACGAACCCAAUCACGCGAGUGGCAUGCCCAACCGCUCCCACUCCUGCUAGGUUCCAAGUCUUGAGCUCCUCGAUUCGCCGGUUGUUAUUCCGGCCGAUACCGGCGAUCCUCACGAGCACGUGGUCCAGGAUCCCGCCUGCCGCCAUCCAUGGCCGCCUCCCUCUUCCGCCUCUCCCGGCCCCGCCGCGUGCUCCUCCCGUUCUCCGCCCUCCGCCUCCCUCUCUCCACCCAGCCCCUCCCGCAGCCCCGGGACCCGUCCUCCCCCAACUCCAACCGCGGCCUUCCCGCCUUCCUCUCCUUCCUCGCCGCCGCAGCCGCAGGCGGAACCAUCGCUUCCGUCGGUCUCUGCGAUGCCGGCCCAGACCACCGGGUCGGUGGGAAGGACAGCACCGAGCUGGUGGUGCGUGGGGAGCGCAAGCGCGUGCCACAGGAGUUCAUAGAAGAACUCGCGUCCUUCCUCGGGGAGAACCUGACGGUGGAUUAUGAGGAGAGGAGCUUCCACGGGACGCCGCAGAAUAGCUUCCACAAGGCAGUCAACUUGCCCGACGUCGUCGUCUUCCCAAAGUCCCAAGAUGAGGUACGCAAGAUUGUGAUGACUUGUAAUAAGUACAAGGUGCCAAUUGUACCAUAUGGUGGGGCUACAUCAAUUGAGGGCCAUACGUUGGCACCUCAUGGUGGCGUUUGCAUUGACAUGUCUUCAAUGAAGAAAAUCAAAGCCCUGCAUGUUGAGGAUAUGGAUGUUGUAGUUGAACCAGGAGUUGGAUGGAUUGAGCUGAAUGAAUACCUGAAACCCCAUGGUCUCUUUUUCCCUCUUGACCCAGGACCUGGAGCCACUAUUGGUGGAAUGUGCGCUACACGAUGUUCUGGUUCAUUAGCCGUGAGGUAUGGAACUAUGCGGGACAAUGUAAUCAAUCUUCAGGCUGUUCUACCAGAUGGCGACGUUGUCAAGACCGGUUCUCGGGCUCGAAAGAGUGCAGCUGGAUAUGACCUAACUCGGUUGAUCAUUGGAAGUGAAGGGACUUUAGGGGUAAUUACAGAAGUGACUUUACGACUUCAAAAGCUUCCAUCUCAUUCCGUGGUUGCUAUGUGCAAUUUUCAAACUGUUAAGGAUGCUGCUGAUGUUGCUAUUGCAACAAUGCAUUCUGGCAUACAGGUCUCGAGAGUGGAAUUGUUGGAUGAGGUUCAGAUAAGGGCAAUAAACAUGGCAAACGGUAAAAGCUUGCCUGAAGUGCCGACCUUGAUGUUUGAAUUCAUAGGGACAGAGGCAUAUGCACUUGAACAAACACUGUUGGUUCAAAAGAUUGCUGCAGAGCACCAUGGUUCUGAUUUUGUUUUUGUGGAGGAGUCCAAUGCUAAAGAGGAACUGUGGAAGAUCAGGAAGGAGGCACUUUGGGCUGGUUUUGCCAUGAAACCUGAUCAUGAAGCUAUGAUAACGGACGUUUGUGUUCCAUUGUCUAGACUUGCAGAAUGCAUAUCUGUAUCUAAGCAACUACUUGAUGCGUCACCAUUGACUUGUUUGGUUAUCGCCCAUGCCGGUGAUGGAAAUUUCCACACAAUUAUCCUAUUUGAUCCAAGUCAGGAGGAGCAGCGAAGGGAAGCAGAGAGACUAAACCAUUUCAUGGUUCAUACUGCUCUGUCUAUGGAAGGUACAUGCACAGGAGAGCAUGGUGUUGGCACAGGGAAAAUGAAGGCAGUACCUAGAGAAGGAGCUGGGGAUGGAGUCACUGAGGACGAUGAAAAGGAUAAAGGCCACGCUGGAUCCCAACAACAUCAUGAAUCCAGGAAAGCUCAUCCCACACCACGUCUGCAUAUGACCAACCACGUGCCUGAUCCCAUGUCAGUGGGUUUGGUUGUUCAAGUUUGUCGUGGUGCCGCCACUAAAUGCGUCCAUGAAACCUUUGGAUCUGUUACAGCCUUACCAAAGGACACGAACAUAUACAUGUUUUUUCUUUCAAAAUGACAGCCAUCCUGCAUUCAUUAAGAAGAAAAGAGUUGCUCAGUUAAUUAGAAAAAACAAGCUAAAAUCAGAUUGCCCAGUUAAUUAUGGAAAACUGGACGAA
Messenger RNA from Hordeum vulgare subsp. vulgare (domesticated barley), 2066 nucleotides. Its product is annotated as D-lactate dehydrogenase [cytochrome], mitochondrial. Lineage: Eukaryota; Viridiplantae; Streptophyta; Magnoliopsida; Poales; Poaceae. Gene Ontology annotation, molecular function: D-lactate dehydrogenase (cytochrome) activity; D-lactate dehydrogenase (NAD+) activity; FAD binding. Gene Ontology annotation, biological process: lactate catabolic process. The transcript is spliced from 18 exons. The record is from RefSeq and is a predicted model, not a curated record. The coding region runs from base 155 to 1966 and encodes 603 amino acids. Gene Ontology annotation, cellular component: mitochondrion.